Messenger RNA from Styela clava, 2498 nucleotides. The record is from RefSeq and is a predicted model, not a curated record. Lineage: Eukaryota; Metazoa; Chordata; Ascidiacea; Stolidobranchia; Styelidae.
UCUUCUCAAUUUAAGUUCAACUCGGUCAAAUUGUCUUUUUGGAUUCCGGAACGUUUUACCUGAUAUGACUUACGUCCGAUCCGUUGACUUAAUUCAAAGCCUCCAGUCUAUCAUUAAGUAUGGCUGGAAACGAUAACAAAGCCUUUGAGGAUGGCGAAGAAGAUAAAUCUGGUAGAGUAAUUGAAAUGGAAAGUCUAAAACUUGAUCCCGAGACAAUAGAGCAGAGAAGAAUUCGCGAUGGAAAGCAUACUUUGAUGGGAAAAUAUGUGGAGGAAUCUGAUGUGGCUCGCCCAGCAUGGGAUAAUCAAAUUCAGUUUCUCUUGGCGUGCAUUUCUUAUGCGGUCGGACUUGGAAAUGUAUGGAGGUUUCCUUAUUUGGCCCAGACAUAUGGUGGAGGAGCUUUCUUAAUUCCGUACAUAAUCAUGUUGGUGAUUGAAGGAGUUCCGUUGUUUUUAAUCGAACUUGCUGUGGGUCAAAGGUUACGACAAGGAGCAAUUGGGACAUGGAAUAAAUUCCAUCCGUAUUUGGGGGGAAUCGGAAUUGGAAGCAUGAUUGUAUCAGCUUUAGUCGGUCUAUACUACAACAUGAUUAUCGCUUGGUGCUUCUGGUACCUUUGCAACUCUUUUCAAUAUCCACUACCUUAUUCUUCAUGUCCUUUAAACAAUCAAAGUACCGGAUAUAUAGAAGAGUGUGAACAAAGCUCCUUCACUGAAUAUUUUUGGUAUCGGGAAACUUUGGAUGUUUCAGCAUCAAUUGAAGAAACUGGGGGCCAAAAAUGGUGGAUGGUUCUUUGUCUAAUAUUGUCAUGGACAUUUGUCUGGCUCUGCAUGAUUCGCGGGAUUGAAAGCUCGGGAAAAGUAAUGUACUUCACAGCAACAUUCCCGUAUUUAGUUUUGACGAUAUUUUUAAUCAGAGGUCUCACUUUACCGGGAGCGUCAGAUGGAGUCGCUUAUCUUUUUUCGCCAGACCUGUCCGUUUUAGCGCAGCCCAGAGUUUGGUUGGACGCAGCAACACAAAUUUUCUUUUCACUUGGCUUAGCGUUUGGAGGAGUGAUAGCGUUUGCGAGUUACAAUCCUUUGAAGCAAGACUGUCAAAGAGAUGCUCUCAUCAUCGCGCUCACGAAUUCCUUUACAUCUAUUUAUGCGUCUUUGGUCAUAUUUUCAAUAUUGGGAUUCCGUGCCUAUGAACAAAACAAUCGUUGUUUGGAUGGGAACAUCGAAACUUUGUCAAAUUAUUUUGACCUUCCUGAAGGUAAUAUCACCUAUGAAAACUAUAAAGACGAAGUCAACAGAUUGAACACCACUGAUGAAGUAGAUGCACUCAAUUUAACAUACUGCGAUAUUAACGAGAUCCUCAGCGAGGCUUCACAAGGAACGGGACUCGCCUUUAUAGUAUUUACGGAAGGAAUAAUCAACAUGCCUGGGAGUCCCUUCUGGUCAGUUUUAUUCUUUCUCAUGCUCCUGUCACUAGGACUUGGAUCGAUGUUUGGAACCAUAGAAGGUGUAGUGACUCCACUCUGUGACUUGGGAAUCAAAGGCAUCCCGAAACCAGCUUUGACAGGUAUGAUAUGUCUCGUCUCAUGUGUUGUUGGAUUGUUGUUUACUUGUGGUGCUGGAAACUAUUGGUUAAAUAUAUUCAAUGAUUAUGCCGGAUCCAUUCCACUUCUUGUAAUCGCCUUUUUCGAAAUCGUUGCCGUAGCAUGGUUGUAUGGAAUUAAGGAAUUUAACGAAGACCUGAAAUGGAUGAUUGGAAGACCAAAGAGCAUCAUGGGAUGGAUUCUAUUCUAUUACUUCCGAAUAUGUUGGGUCUUUAUUUCCCCAGUUGCCCUGUUGGUUGUUCUGAUCGCAUUCGUUUAUGAUAUUGCUUCAUCAACGUUGGACUAUGAUGCUUGGAUUGGUGAUGGAACUAUAGAAUCACUGGAAUAUCCUUGGUACGGACUGUUGGUAAUAUAUCUUCUCUUAUUAUUACCAACAUUACCAAUACCAGUUGUCUGGCUGUAUCAACUUAUUCGAAAGUGCACAAAGCAUAUAACGUUCGAUAGUAUUUUGGCGGACAAAAGCUGGGCGUCAGAAGACUACAAAGAAUCCAUGAAAUUCUGGAAAAUGGCGAAAGAUCCUCCAAAUGCGGAUAAACUUUCCAAUUGACUCCUAGGAGUACUAAAACAAAAUAACAAAUGCCUUUUCGUUUCUCUGACCGCAUUUUCAAAUGAUAUUCAUAUACAUACGAACCCUUGUUUCAACUCAGUAGAUGUAACAGCACAAAUAACUCUUUUCGGAUUAUGGAAAAUUUAAUGUUUUUCUGUUCAAUUUAUCAAUAGAUGUUUCCACUGUACAAUACUAAGUUUAACUAUUCAAUGGACUGAUAUUUUUCGUUUCUAACAUAAACAUAAAUCUUGUUAACAACUCAUGUUAUUAUUCCAAAUAAUUCUGAGGUGGGUUCGUCACAUGGAUGCUAUUAAUAUCAUGUGCAAAUCGAAUUGUUUGAGCAAUUAGUGUUUU